Molecule: messenger RNA, 2279 nt
Organism: Parasteatoda tepidariorum (common house spider)
Lineage: Eukaryota; Metazoa; Arthropoda; Arachnida; Araneae; Theridiidae
Gene: Nemp
Product: Nuclear envelope integral membrane protein
Cellular component (GO): nuclear envelope
Source: RefSeq, a predicted model, not a curated record
AGAUCUACAUAUGCAUAUGCUGUUGUGGUUUUUGGUUAUUCUUUUAUCUUGUAUUUAUUGCAAAAUGUGUGGCAACACUUCAAUGAUAUUGUUUCUAACUACAUGGAUAUUUUGUUGAUUUAUUGCCUGUGUGCUGCAUUGAUUAGCUUCAUUGUGUGUUAUCGCCUGGGACCUGUUGAAAAUGUUCGCACUUUUAAAAUCAUACAAGGGUGCAUGCAAUUAAUUGCUUUAGUAUUGAUUUAUCUUGGAUCAGAAUAUCGAGAAGUUUCAACUGCAAUCAUUAUAAUUUUGGGAUCCAUCUACCUCAUUCCAGCUCGUUGGAUUUCUCGCUUGCAAACAAUUUGGCUUCGUUUAUUUCCACCUAAAAUAAAACUUUUAACUGAAGUAGAAUAUAUUGAGCAGGGAAGUAUUGAGACUGCGAAAGCUUUAGAUGAAUUGAGAAGAUUUUGUAGUAGUCCAGAUUGUAACACAUGGAAAAUGGUUCGGCAAUUGAAAGAUCCUAUCAGGUUUUCCAAAUUUGUAGACACUGGUUGCCACUAUACAGAUGAAGAAUUGCUGAGAUAUAAUUCUGAAGAUUUUGAUGAUGAAGAAGAGGAACAAGAAGCGACCAACUUUGCAAGGAAUGGAAGUGUAACAUCUAGCCAGUACAAUUUGAGCUUUAGAUGAUGUUAAAAUCAAUUUGUAAUUAGCUGCUCAUUUUUAUAAUUUGAUCAACAUUUUUUUAAUGCAUGUAGUAAUAUAGUAAGUUAAAAGUAUUAUAUGUUGAUGUUCCCUAAACAAAAUUAACGUUUUUUAAACAUGAAUUAAGUAUGAAUCAUUACCAUGAAAAUCAUUUAGAUGCAUAGGAAACUAUUUUUUUUUUAUCUCAUUAGUGCAUGAUUCAGUUUUUUUAGUAAAUGAAAAUUCAUGUUAUAGAAUCUCAUUUGUAUUUAUUGACUGUUGAUCGAUACUGUGAUACUUGAUUGUAAAUAGAUCGUAAAAAUUAAAUUUUUAAAAAUACUCAUUUGACAUUAUUGUAGUAAAUAUAACAUCUGAUUUAUUCAAUUUUCUCUCCCUGAUUUCAGAAAUCUAUCAUAGAAUAGGUCAAAAAAGUUAAAUUACCUUAAAUCUUUUAAUGAUUAGUAUUGUCAUCUGUGGUCUAAAGUAUUGUCAAUUAUUAAAAGCAUACAAAAUCUUAUAACUCUGAAUUGAUAUCUUCUGUCGUCUCAAUAGGCCAAAGAGUGACUAAAAAUUCUUAAACUUCAAACAUUCUCUUUUACAAAAAUCGUUAAUUUUAUUUAUUUAUUUUACUUUUUUUUAUCAUCUUGUAGUAGCACUUGAAAGUUACCAUUUGUAAACAAAAAUAUAUCUGUUCAAAAUUUUAGAAUAAUUUAAUAUCUUUUCCAACCUUCAUGGCACACCAAAGUUUUGAUUAGUCCAUUAAGGCUGCUAAUGAUAUCCAUUCGAAAUAUUUAAUUCUGCUAUCUUAAUAGACCCAAACUUCAUUACCAUUUAGACCACAGAUGAUAUUAAGCUAUAAUUUUUAUUUGAGAUACCCAUGAAAAUGACUGAAUGAAAAGUUCACUGCAUAUGAAAGUCAUAAAAAGGAAAUGUUAUGGGAAGCACUCUCAAUCCAACACUGUGGUAAAUUUAAUCACAGUAAUUCAAAUUUAGUCAAAAUAUGUUUGAUUAUAAGUAUAAUUAUUUGUCUUGUACACAAUACUUAAUAAUCUGUAAUAGAUUAAAAUUUACAUAUAAUCAGGAUUAAAUUAAUCGUAAUUAUGUGCAAUUGUAGAUCACUAUUUCUUGUUUUCGUAGCUAAUGGUUAUUUGUAAUUAUGAUUAAAAUUGUGUGCAUUUUAAUCAAUUUCAUUUUAUCACAAUUCUUUUUAUUGGAUUUUGCGUGUGUCAUCUACCAGUGAUUUUCUUUAACAAAAAGCUUUUAAAUUGAGUAUAUAUGUCAAUUUAAUAGCUUAACAAGGUUAGAAUGAUCUUUAAGUUAGAGACGUUAACCAAGUGUUAAUGGCAAUUUAAUCAAUUGUUUUAGACGAUAAACCAGUUGGUUAAUCUAUGUAUAAACAACCCUAAUGGUUUAUCUGUUCUGGGUAAAAUUCCAUGUUAUUUUUUAUUUUUAAAGCUUAUUGUAAGGUAGGGUACUGUGAAUAGCCAGUUUUUAAAUUAAAUUUGGCUAAACUAAGGAGUCAAAAUUCUCUCUUAUUAACAGAUAAAUAAUUUAAAUGCUUUUAAUAUUGUACUGCUGUAAGAGAUAAAAUUAAAACCAUUAAUUUUCAUUAAAAAAAA